GAUGAUCAUUACAUAAUAUACAUAGGAAAUUAAUGCGAUUUAAUAUUAAGCGUCUAUGAAAUAAAAACGUAAAUAUUAUUCAAUAAAACUGCAUUUAAAUAUAACAAAAAAAAAUCAUUUUAUAUAUUACAUAAACGUAUUGUAUAAAUAUAUUUUUAAAUAUAUAAAUUAUACUUUCUAUUGUUUUUUUUACAAAAUAAAUCUUCGAAUAGUCGAAUUUCCUUGGAUUAAUAAUUUAUUAUUAAAUUGACAUAAAUAAGUAAUUUUAUAAGAAUAGUAUUUCUUUUAAUGAAUUAAGUGAAGCAAAUAAUUAAAUUAUAUAAUAAAUUAUGAGUUGAAGUUAUUAAUUGUUGAUCAAAUAUCAGUAGCACAAUUUGUCAUCGUUUUAUUUCUUGACUAUACGAUUUUACCAAUAUUAUUAUUAUUAACUGAGAUAAUCAUUAAUAUUGAUUAUCGAGUUUACAAUUUAAAAAGAGUUCUUAAGCAGUAAUUGGAAUCAAUUUGUAUCAUUAUGUAAAAAGCUUCAGUACUCACCGAUGUUAACUUUUGUUAUUGAUUGAAUUUUCAUGAAAAUGUAAUUUAAAUUUUUUUAAUAGUUAAUAUUAUUUAAAUAUUUUAUUUAUAUUUAUUGAUAAAUAUAAUUAAUGAUAAAUAUUAUGAACAAAUUUAAAAAGAAGUAACUUUCUAUUUUAUAUUUCAAUUUUGUGAAUCAAGAUUAGUUCUCCUAGGAUUCGAUCACGUGGUUUUGUUUAUAUCCGGUAACUUAAUUGAAUAUAAAUAUUAAUUGUAAAAAAUUAUUAUCUAAUUAAAAUGUUUUUCAAUAUAUACAAUGAAAAUAUGAUAAUAAAAAAAUUUAAAAAUAAUUAGUAGUUAUAUAAGAAUCAAGAAAAUUUUAUAAAAUAUAAAAAUAUUAUUCAAUUUUAUUUUUUAUCCUUUAAUUAAUUUUUAAAUAUGGCUUCUACCUCUAAGAGACAAACUGCAAUUGGAAUUAGAAAAAAAGGUGUACCGAAAUUGGAAUUGACUGCUGAACAAAAAAAUGAUAUAAAAGAAGCAUUUGAUUUAUUUGAUCCAGAUGGCACUGGAAGGAUAGCUACUAAAGAACUUAAAGUGGCCAUUAGAGCUCUUGGGAUUGAACCAAAGAAAGAAGAAAUAAAAAGACUUAUAGCUGAUGUUGAUCCAGAUGGUCUUGGUACAUUAUCAUUUGAAGAAUUUCUAAACUUAAUGUCUACAAAAAUGUUAGAAAAAGAUACAAAAGAAGAAGUUUUAAAAGCAUUUCGCCUUUUUGAUGAUGAUAACACAGGAAAAAUAUCUUUCAAAAAUUUAAAACGAGUUGCUCGAGAAUUAGGAGAAAAUCUUACAGAUGAAGAAUUGCAAGAAAUGAUUGAUGAAGCAGAUAAAGAUGGUGAUGGAGAAGUUUCUCAAGAAGAAUUUUUACGUAUUAUGAAGAAAACUAAUUUAUAUUAAUAUUUUAUAAUUUAUUCUUAAAUUAUUUAAAAAAUAUUAUUUCUACAUAAGUUAUAUGAUUUAUAUAAAAGAAUACUAUAAAUUAUUAUUUCUAUUAUUACAUUAUAAGUUUACAUUAAAUUUAUAUAUAUUCUACAAUUUAUUUAUUUUAAAUAAUAGUAUAUAAUAUCAGAUACAAGAUAGUUAAAAAAUAAAUUUUUAUAUAAUGCAAUAAUAUAAUAAUAAUGUAUAAUAAUAUAUAUAUUAUAUAAUAAUAUAAUAUAUGUAAUAAUUAUUAAUCAAUAUAAAAUAAUUGAUUUGUAUUAAAAAUGUGGAAAUAUUGAAAAAAAUGUUUAAUAUUUUGUUAAUAAACAUAAUAAUAUAAUUAAUAUAAUAAAA
Molecule: messenger RNA, 1842 nt
Organism: Apis cerana (Asiatic honeybee)
Lineage: Eukaryota; Metazoa; Arthropoda; Insecta; Hymenoptera; Apidae
Cellular component (GO): myosin II complex
Molecular function (GO): calcium ion binding
Source: RefSeq, a predicted model, not a curated record